Molecule: messenger RNA, 564 nt
Organism: Scomber scombrus (Atlantic mackerel)
Lineage: Eukaryota; Metazoa; Chordata; Actinopteri; Scombriformes; Scombridae
Product: protein FAM237A-like
Exons: 2
Coding region: 1-564 (187 amino acids)
Source: RefSeq, a predicted model, not a curated record
AUGACAGAGCUCCUCUUCCAUUCUUUAGUGCCAGUGCACAGGCGUUCAGGCGGAAUCCACACCACUCUCUCACCUGGCAUGAUUAUCCGCACAAAGCGUGCUGCUUGCUGGCCCUCUGGCAUGAAGAGCCCUCUCCGCAGGGCUCUGCAUGGCUACGAAAGCUAUGAAUAUACUAUGGUCCCUCUGCACUUGAACAUACCUGUGGUCACAGUGUUUGUGCUGAGCUGCAUGUGUGCCGCGCCGCUGCAAGGCCAGAAGCCGGGCCAGGUUGACCCACUGACGGCCCACCGGGCAAACCCGCAGUGCUGGGACUCCUCCUCGGCUUUGCUGCUGGAGAUGCGUACCCCGAGGAUCGCUGACACGGUGCCCGCCUUCUGGGACCUGAUGGUGUUCCUCAGGUCGUCAGACAACAACAAACACGCGGAGCUGUUCUGGGACCUGGCCCAGCUCUUCUGGGACAUCUAUGUGGACUGCGUAAUGUCCAGGAGUCACGGUCUGGGGCGACGACACAUCACUGAGGUGCACUCCCUCAUCACUGACAGUAAGUGUCCAGUGCACCUGUAA